Messenger RNA from Nelumbo nucifera (sacred lotus), 1738 nucleotides. RefSeq names its product Phospholipid/glycerol acyltransferase family protein. Gene Ontology annotation, biological process: phospholipid metabolic process. The record is from RefSeq and is a predicted model, not a curated record. Lineage: Eukaryota; Viridiplantae; Streptophyta; Magnoliopsida; Proteales; Nelumbonaceae.
GCCAUUCUCCUAUUUCUUUCGCUCCCCGCGGAAGGCACGGGGGUGUCCUUCAGAUGUUUUACACAGGGACGACACUCUCCAUAACUGUUCGAAGAAUCUGCUGCAAAGUCCGAAAACCCUAAAUCUGAAAAUUUUGUCUUUGAUUAUCAAGUACUGGUCUGUUUUUAUCCGACUUCAAGCAAACCUGUCGACACAUCCAUGGCCGGAGGCUGGAUUGAUCAGAGCGAUCUAUGGAAGGAAAAGGCCCGGGCACUGCAGAUUCGGAUCAGAGAUCGUUUUCGCAUCGCUGUCGACAAGCAUAGACGUAAAUCGAGGCUAUCAGAUGGUUAUUUCUCGUCAUCGGUUCAACGGUGGGUUCUACGCCUACGCAAUCUUCGCACAGAUUCGAUGCCGGCUUCAUCUCCAUUCUAUCGGAAGCGGGUUAAUAAAGAUUUUGAUGCGGAGGAAGAUUCAUUCAUCAUCCACAUGCUUCGAUCUCUAGCUGUUCCAGUUAUUGGAAACGUUUGUCACGUGUUUAUGCAUGGGCUUAAUCACAUACAGAUAUAUGGGGCAGAAAAACUUCAUCAGGCAUUAUUGCAGAGACCAGAAGGCAAGCCUCUUAUAACGGUAAGCAAUCAUGUGGCUUCUGUAGAUGAUCCAUUUGUCAUUGCUUCUCUGUUGCCACCAAAUGUUUUGUUGGAUGCCCAGAGCUUGAGAUGGACGCUCUGUGCAACUGACCGAUGUUUUACCAACCCUGUGACAUCCACGUUCUUCCGAUGUGUCAAAGUUCUACCAGUUUCUCGUGGUGAUGGGAUUUAUCAAAAGGGGUUGGAUAUGGCCCUUGCAAAGCUAAACAAAGGGGGGUGGGUUCACAUAUUUCCAGAGGGAAGCCGUUCUCGUGAUGGUGGAAGAACCAUGGGGUCUGCCAAGAGAGGAGUCGGAAGAUUGGUCAUGGAUGCAGAUAAUAUCCCCAUGGUUGUCCCCUUUGUGCAUUCAGGGAUGCAAGAAAUCAUGCCAAUUGGAGCAAGUUUCCCACGGAUUGGCAAGACGGUAACGGUACUCAUCGGUGAUCCAAUACAAUUUGAUGAUUUGCUCCUCACAGCGGAUGGUAAGCAACAUGUAUCAAGAGGAACAUUAUAUGAUGCCAUAUCCUCGAGGAUUGGUCACAGGCUCUGUGAGUUGAAAGCCCAAGUUGAUAAGUUAGCCCUUGAACAAUCACUCCAAAUUGAGGAUUACACUUCACAAAAUGCAGAACGUGCAAAUGGAAUUUUACAGCAGGUGGACUGGGAAGCAUUUGGCAUGACUAGUUUCAUAUUUACCGAAGAUGGUUCCUCUUUAAGACCAGAAAUCCCGACUCAACUGAAUCUGAAUGUUGAAGACCAAGCACCUGAAGCCAUUUCGUCUGAUACAUGCUUCAGGAUUGGGUUUUCUUACGGGGGUGGGAUUGUGUCAAGGAUUCGUGGUUAUAUGGACCCAACCGAGCUCAUGGGAUUUGCAGCCAGAGGUUUAUUUAUGAAUAGUGCAAGGCUGAAGGAGAGUCCCUCAAGUGUCCAAGAAGUUGGUCCUUUGAAGGCAUGGAAACAGUUUCUGGAAGCUAACAUAUUCCAACAAUGGAAUUGCAGCUGACUUGAGCUGAGAUGAUCCAGUCUAGGCGAGCGGUGGCUAUAUUAGCCAAUAUGCAAUUCUGUAAAUUCAAAAUUUUGUCGAACUAGCAUGGAAUAGAUUAAUUUUCAAUCAAUUUUCCUUGGCCUUUUAAACA